GAACCUAGCUAGAGAACCUGGCGAGAGAACCUCGCUAUGCUGAUCAACUGAACACUGUCUCCUUGUCCUGGAAUUGAGCCAUAAUUACUUGGCUUAUAGGUCUACACUCAACCACCAAGCUACAUGACCCAGGCCUUAAAAGUUUUUUUUUAAAAAAAUAUUUUUAUUGAACGCCCUCCCGGAAGUAGAAUGUAGAUCCAGCCGCUGGUGGCCCCCGAGAACAGACCUGGGGCGGUCGUGCCUGAACUAUUUCUCUACAUUUCCUCUCGCUCCUUCCUGAGAUUUCCAGGUCCACGGAGUGAGGACACGUCUCCACCAUCAUGGGGGGCAGAGACCUGAACCUGAAGAAGAGCUGGCACCCGCAGACACUCCGCAAUGUGGAGAAAGUGUGGAAGGCUGAGCAGAAGCAUGAGGCUGAGCGGAAGAAGAUUGAGGAGCUUCAGCAGGAGUUGCAGGAGGAGAGGGCCAGGGAGGAGAUGCAGCGCUAUGCGGAGGAUGUUGGCGCUGUCAAGAAGAAAGAAGAAAAAUUGGACUGGAUGUACCAGGGUCCUGGUGGGAUGGUGAACCGUGAUGAGUACUUGCUGGGGCGCCCCAUUGACAAAUACGUUUUUGAGAAGAUGGAGGAGAAGGAGGCAGGCUGUUCUGAGACAGGACUCCUCCCGGGCUCUAUCUUUGCCCCUUCAGGUGCCAAUUCCCUCCUUGACAUGGCCAGCAAGAUCCGGGAGGACCCACUCUUCAUCAUCAGGAAGAAGGAAGAAGAGAAAAACAGAGAGGUAUUGAAUAAUCCUGUGAAAAUGAAGAAAAUCAAAGAAUUGUUGCAAAGGAGUCUGGAAAAAAAGGAGAAGAAAAAGAAGCACAAGAAACAUAAGCACAGAAGCUCAAGUAGUGAUCGUUGCAGCAGUGAGGAUGAGCGCAACUGGGGGAGGUCUCAAAAGAAGAUGGUAAAUUCUUCCUCUGUUUUAUCCAAAGUUCCUGGGUAUGGUUUACAGAUCAGGGACUCCGACCAUAGCCAGCGUCUGCAGGGCCCUUUGAUGGCUGAGCCAAAAGGAGUGCAUGGGUGGAAGAAUCACUCCAGGUCCAGGAGCUCCUCCCCGUCACCUCCCAGACAUGCCAGCAAGAACACCAGAGGAGGGUCCCGGGACAGGAGGUCUCGAUCCCAGGACAGAAGGUCACGGUCCCCAAGGCCAAGCAAAACGCACAACUCUAAGGUAAACAGGAGAGAGAGAGGCCGAACUAAGAGCCCAUCACCUAAAAAAGAGGUCUACCAAAGGCGGCACGCACCUGGAUAUACCAGAAAGCUCUCAUCAGAGGAACUUGAGCAAAAACGGCAAGAAAUGAUGGAAAAUGCCAAGUGGCGGGAGGAAGAGAGGCUGAACAUCCUUAAGAAGCACGCGAAGGAUGAGGAAAGGGAGCAGAGGCUGGAGAAGCUGGACUCUCAGGACGGGAAGUUUAUCCACCGCAUGAAGCUAGAGAGUGCGUCCGCCUCCUCCCUGGAGGACCGGGUGAAGCGGAAUAUCUACUCUUUACAGAGAACCUCGGUAGCCCUGGAGAAGAACUUUAUGAAAAGAUGAAACCAUCCUCUCUUGCUGGUUUUCCUGAAUGUUCCAGGGAAGCUGCUGACCCUUAAAAAUUCUCUUUAUGAGUUCAAGUGACUUCUUCCACAGACGUCAAACCACCACUGUUCAAAGUGACUCUCCUCCGUUGACUCCUGAAACAGCUACUUCGAGAGCUUGCUUUAUGGGACCCUCAGCAACGUUUGCUGGGUGCAGAGUGGAUUUUGACUGUUUUUAAUGGUGGGCACUGGACCAUCUAGGUGUGAGCACUCCUGCCACUCUGGAGGGCUGCUUCCUGUGGUUGUGAUUCGUAUUAUGCCUUUCCUCCCACUGUGUGAACACACCUAUUCUACCACCUCAGCAUAUACCAGUCCUUUUAGAAACCUCACUCUCCAGGCGCUGACAUAGAUUGUGCUCACUUGGGUAAAUGAACAUUUACUUGGUUUAAUAGGUGACAGGGUGAGACCAGGUUAGGGCAGAGCCAAGGGAGUGACAAAGAAUCUGGAAGGGGAAAAUAUUUUUAAAAUCCUUAAGUGAACUGUUGGAACCAUUGGACUCUCAAACUGUAGAAGUAUAGUGUGUGUGUGUGUGUAUAUGGUAUUUUAUUUUAUUUCUUAAAAUAUAUUUUGAUUUUUUACAGAGGAAGGGAGGAUAGUCAGAAACAUCGAUG
This is a messenger RNA of Myotis myotis, 2223 nucleotides long. Its product is annotated as pre-mRNA-splicing factor CWC25 homolog. Bases 321 to 1571 code for a protein of 416 amino acids. Gene Ontology annotation, cellular component: U2-type spliceosomal complex. Gene Ontology annotation, biological process: mRNA splicing, via spliceosome. The record is from RefSeq and is a predicted model, not a curated record. Lineage: Eukaryota; Metazoa; Chordata; Mammalia; Chiroptera; Vespertilionidae. The transcript has a single exon.